This is a messenger RNA of Didymodactylos carnosus, 1251 nucleotides long. The record is from the annotation of a GenBank genome assembly. NCBI's taxonomy places the organism in Eukaryota, Metazoa, Rotifera, Eurotatoria, Philodinida, Philodinidae.
AUGACACAACUAUCGUCACUAAGACUGGCGGUAAAAUUACACGACAAGACGGCUCAUAAUGCUUUUGAACAAGCCACUGACAUCCUUGCAAACGAUUUGCAAGUAAACACCACUCUCACUCGACUUCAUCUUCGCAGCGAUCAAAUAUCCCAUAGAGGAGGUGAAGCACUAGCAGAAGCACUGAAAGUGAACAACACUUUCACUCAACUUGAUCUUGCAGGGAACCAAAUAUCCGACAGAGGAGGUGAAGCACUAGCAGAAGCACUGAAAGUGAACAACACUUUCACUCAACUUGAUCUUGCAAGCAACCGAAUAUUCGAGAGAGGAGGUGAAGCACUAGCAGAAGCACUGAAAGUAAACAAUACUCUCACUCAACUUGAUCUUGCAGGGAACCAAAUAUCCGACAGAGGAGGUGAAGCACUAGCAGAAGCACUGAAAGUGAACAACACUUUCACUCAACUUGAUCUUGCAAGCAACCGAAUAUUCGAGAGAGGAGGUGAAGCACUAGCAGAAGCACUGAAAGUAAACAAUACUCUCACUCAACUUGAUCUUGCAGGGAACCAAAUAUCCGAGAGAGGAGGUGAAGCACUAGCAGAAGCACUGAAAGUAAACAAUACUCUCACUCAACUUGAUCUUGCAAGCAACCGAAUAUUCGAGAGAGGAGGUGAAGCACUAGCAGAAGCACUGAAAGUGAACAAUACUCUCACUCAACUUGAUCUUGCACGAAACAGAAUAUCCGAUAGAGGAGGUGAAGCACUAGCAGAAGCACUGAAAGUAAACAAUACUCUCACUCAACUUGAUCUUGCAAGCAAUCGAAUAUUCGAGAGAGGAGGUGAAGCACUAGCAGAAGCACUCAAAGUAAACAACACUCUCACUCAACUUGAUCUUGCAAGCAACCGAAUAUUCGAGAGAGGAGGUGAAGCACUAGCAGAAGCACUGAAAGUAAACAACACUUUCACUCAACUUGAUCUUGCAAGCAACCGAAUAUUCGAGAGAGGAGGUGAAGCACUAGCAGAAGCACUGAAAGUAAACAACACUCUCACUCAAUUUGAUCUUGCAUGGAACCUAAUAUCCGAUAGAGGAGGUGAAGCACUAGCAGAAGCACUGAAAGUGAACAACACUCUCACUCAAUUUGAUCUUGCACGGAACAAAAUAUCGGAUAGAGGACGUGAAGCACUAGCAGAAGCACUGAAAGUAAACAACACUCUCACUCAACUUGAUCUUGCAGGCAACCUAAUAUCCAUCCGAUAG